AUGCCUGGACAGGAUUGUUGGGCUGAAGCGGGCAAAGGUGGUAUUCAUCUUUUAGUGCUGCGCUUGCAAAAAUAUACAACCGCAACCUGUUGUAUGGGCGUACCGGGCCUUUGGAAGUUAUUAGAACCUUGUAGUAGACCUAUAAAUAUAAAUAAGUUAUCUGGUUGUACCUUAGCUGUCGAUAUAAGCAGCUGGCUUUACCAAUAUAUAAAAGCUCUAAGAGAUGAAGAAGGUGAACUGAUUAGAAAUGCUCACUUGCUCGGGCUAUUUCGUCGCUUCUGCAUUCUAAUCUACCAUAAUAUAAAGCCCAUAAUGGUAUUUGAUGGCCCUCCACCUGCUAUUAAGAGAAAAAUACUUGAAUCCAGGAAACUUUUUAGAGAAAGAAGCGAAGAAAAUUUGCGAAAGACGGCUGAACGGUUAUUCCGGAAUCAGCUUCGUUCUUACGCCCUGGCUCAAGUUACCGGCGGAAAUAUAGAUAUAAAUAAAUUUUACAAAAGCAGCAACGACCAUGAUCUUUUUAUGAUUCCUGAUAAUUCUAAACAAGAUAUUCAGAUAAAUCAUAGCUACAGGAAUGAUGGAUUUGAUAGUGAUCUUUCUGAAGCUGAUACUCGAAUUAGUUUGCUCAGUGGCCGUGAAAAACGUCUUUAUCGAGAUGAGUUUAAAAAUUAUAAGUUACCAGAAAAGUUUAUGCGUUUUAUUGAAAGCAACUCUUCUAACAACACGGACUUUGAUUCCGUGGAAUUCGAUAAUCUUACCUAUGAAGAACAGCACGAGGUGUUGAUGGAGAUUCAAGAGCGCCAGAAACGCUGGACACGUUAUGCUAACCCUGAAACUGUUAAAAAUCUAAAGCCUUCCCCAUUAGAUUUCUCGCAAAUGCAACUUCAACGUUUGUUAAAGAAAAAUGAGAUUUCUCGGAAGAUAGAUUACGUUCGUGCGAAGAUGCAAGACUCUGGGGGAUUCUUGCAUGUGGCUGGUGAAGAGGCGCUCAUGUACCAGUACAAGUCUAGUGAAAGUGAAAGCGAAAGUGAGGAGGUCAUCUUGGAGGAGAGCACAACACCUGGCAGCCCCGUACUUGAAAGAGACGCUUUUUCAGAAGAUACCGAAUCCUCCAGUUUUAAUAAAAGUUUUUCAUCCUCCUCAUCUGGUGAAGAAGAUGAAGUUUUACAACGCAGUAGGAGCCCGCCACCUCCUGCGGAAACCUUACGGAAUUCAAGCAAACUUUCUGAUUAUAUAGAGAAGGGGUCUCUUGAGAUCACCAUAUCGAUAGAGGGGAAACCUGCGGCAGUCAUUGCCAAUCUUCAAAGUAUCGAAAGUGAUACUAGAAACAGUUUGGUGGGCAACUUCUAUGAUCCUAACGUGAAAUGUGAGGAUGGCUCUUCUUCAUUUACUGCUUCUCGAUUGGAUACCUCUUCAACCGUCCGGCCUUUGGCAAAACCGCAGAGGGAUUCUUUGGAAGAACAAAGCGCUGCCUGUACAACAGUUUUUCCUGCUGACGAAAAAGAUCAGAGCCCUUCCCCUCCUACCUGCGAGAGCUUGCCACUAGAGUGCAGAGAGUCUUCUUCUACUGUAAACGAUAAGCGCAGCCUUGAGCAUAAUUACUUGAUCCGUUUACUAGAGGACAACGAGGGUCUGAGCGAUAACGAGGCAGCAGCAGGCGUAACGUCUACUUUGACCGUUGAGGACUUUGCGUUUUUAGAAAUGAAAUGGAGCAACGAAUACGAUGAGCUUAAGCAUGAAAAGGAUAAACAUGAACGAGAUUCCAGCAGCCUUACAGUAGACAUGAUCAAUGACGCCAAAGAGCUUUGUAGUCUUUUUGGAGUUCCAUGGAUCAACUCACCAAGCGAGGCGGAGGCGCAGUGCGCAUACCUUAACACAGCUGGCGUUUGUGACGGAGGUCAAACCGUGUUUCGUCACUUUUUUAGUAGAGAACACAAUCCUGAAAUAUAUAGCGUAAAAGACAUUGAAGAGCAACUUCAUAUCAACCGAAAAGACUUGAUUGACAUUGCCAUUCUCUCCGGAAGCGACUACACUCCAGGAAUAUACGGAGUAGGUCCGGUGACUAGCAUCGAGAUUCUGAGUGAGUUUAAAUCACUUGGCGUAAAUCAAGACACCCUGAUCAGCUUCCGUAAUUGGCUUGAGGAAGCUAAGGCGGAGGCAUUAAGCGGCGUCCGAGAACACAAAAAAGAGUCUUCUCUGCUAAAACGACUGAGAGGCUUUAAAAACCCGCUGGUGCUGCCCCUGGACUUCCCGGAUGCGCAUGCACGGGAUGCUUAUCUUCAUCCUUUAGUCGAUAGGGACGAUACGGCAUUCCAUUGGUACGAACCGAAGGGAGAAGCUUUACGCCAGUUUGCAAGUUCUAAGUUUUCGUGGACACAAGAGCAAACCGAUAAGUUUCUGAGUCCUGUUCUAAAAGCCGUUAUCCUUCGGAAAAGCCAGAAAGAAAUAAGUGAUUAUAUGAAAAAAUUGCCGCUUUACAAUGAAAUAAGAAGUGUGAGAGUUCGCAGAGCCGUCGAAAAGUCUAAAGGGAGAAUGCCUUAUAAAAAGCAACCCACAAGUUCUCGUCAGAAACCAAAAUAAUUUCACGACCGUCCAACGGCCGAGUGAGACCAGCGAAACGUGCGAGCAUCUGUCUCUCCUUCAAAAAUUUGCACUCUGGGUUUUUUAUUAGCGUUAAAUACAUGGAGCAGGAGUUACUAGUGAAGUAGAUUAGUUUUGCCAAAUAUAGAAAACUUAAAUUGGCGUUUAACAAGUCAGACAUUUUAAUACUAUGUUCCUUUGCAGUUUUGAAAAAUUUUUAACAGAAGUAUUAUUAUUGUCCUUUCAUCGCCUUUUGCAAUAUCUUUUUAAACAAAUAAACUACUCGCCUUUAAACUAA
Zophobas morio is the source of this 2875-nucleotide messenger RNA. RefSeq names its product DNA excision repair protein ERCC-5 homolog. Gene Ontology annotation, cellular component: nucleus. Gene Ontology annotation, biological process: nucleotide-excision repair. The record is from RefSeq and is a predicted model, not a curated record. The transcript is spliced from 26 exons. The coding region runs from base 1 to 2577 and encodes 858 amino acids. Lineage: Eukaryota; Metazoa; Arthropoda; Insecta; Coleoptera; Tenebrionidae. Gene Ontology annotation, molecular function: DNA endonuclease activity; single-stranded DNA binding.